CCUCUCCUAUCCAGCAGGUGAGUUGAUUGUUGAAUCAAGUUGGUUAUAAUUUGUUGAAUUAUAUUGUUUUUUAAUUAAAAAAAAUAUUAUAUAAAAUGGCACAAGGAAAAAUAAAAGCAAAUAAAACAAAACUUCCUUCAUGUCAAAAAACUAAAAAAGGAAAAGGAAAUAAAGGCAUUCAACAACGAAAAAAUGCACCAAUACAACCUAAAAAAACAAAAUUAAUUGAAACAAAUCAAUUAAAAAAAUUAAUGUCCAAAAAAUUAAAUGAAGCAAUGGAAGAUGAACUUCGUGAACAUGCUUUGGAAGGAAAACAAUCAUUGACUAAAAAAAGGGAUCCAAAUGAGCCAAAAGUUAAAAAAUCAGAUAAGAAAAAAUAAGAAAUACAAUAAUUAUUGU
This is a messenger RNA of Aphidius gifuensis, 399 nucleotides long. RefSeq lists its product as uncharacterized. Lineage: Eukaryota; Metazoa; Arthropoda; Insecta; Hymenoptera; Braconidae. The coding region runs from base 96 to 380 and encodes 94 amino acids. The transcript has 2 exons. The record is from RefSeq and is a predicted model, not a curated record.